Messenger RNA from Amphiprion ocellaris (clown anemonefish), 10586 nucleotides. RefSeq names its product mucin-2-like. The transcript is spliced from 5 exons. The coding region runs from base 627 to 3047 and encodes 806 amino acids. The record is from RefSeq and is a predicted model, not a curated record. Lineage: Eukaryota; Metazoa; Chordata; Actinopteri; Pomacentridae.
UGUCGCGCCGCGCUGGCUUGACGUGUCGCUGCGCUGAUGGCGGCGGGGCUGGCGGAGGGUCGCACCGAGGAGGGAGAGCGAGGAGGCGGGGGACCGGAGAGACGGAGAGAGGAGGCCCCGGCGGCACCGAGCACAGACACCCCGGCAGAGAACACACCGACGACGGCGGCGCCGAGGCCCGCGGAGCGACACGGAGGAGGACGGACGGAUGGAUGGAGCGUUUAGGACCUCCUAUUGGCCAGCAUCCCGUCUCGCCCCACCAGCCGCUGCUACAGCUGCAGGGAUUGUUUGUUAGCUGAAGUGCAGUGAAACCAGCUCUAGGGGGUGCUAUCCUGUGAACGAAACAGGCACUCUCAUGCUAGGUGAUGAGCUCAGAAAAAUGACAGUGAAAGUUGCAGGCUAGCAGCUGAAAAUGUAGAUUAGCUUCAUUCUGAAACCACCUGCAGCUAGCAGCUAACAGCUAUCGAACAGACCGAAAACAAACUCUGCAGAAGUGAGAUUCAGUCCAAAAACAGACUAGAUAAAAAUGUAGCUGGACUGCGAUCUCGAUCCGAGUGUUCAGCGGCUAGUUAGCGGCUAGCAGGCAGCUGUGGCGCGGGGCUGAGUGUGGACGGAGCAGGGGUGCGAUGGAGUACCACUCUGGUGGCAGCCUGCCCCUGCUGGGGAGACCGCGGUACUGCCCCGGGGCCAGUGCUAACGGAGGCUACCUGUGUGAGACGGGACACUGCUGUGGAGAAACCGGCUGCUGCACCUACUACUACGAACUCUGGUGGUUCUGGCUGCUGUGGACCGUCCUCAUCCUGUUCAGCUGCUGCUGCGCCUACCGACACCGCCGAGCCAAACUACGAGUCCAGCAGCAGCAGAGGCAGCGAGAGAUCAGCCUGCUGGCCUACCAUGGAGCCAACUCCUACCCGUCCUCCAUGCUGGACCUCAGUUUCCUGGCGUCGCUGAAGCUGCCAUCCUACGAGGAGGUGGCGGCUCAGCCCUCCACCCCUCCGCCUCCCUACAGCUCCGUCUUCACCACCCCUCGCUACCCGCAGCCUCCACGCGCCACCGACCCCCACCUGCUGACACAGCACGGCCCGCUGCUGCAGCACGGCCCGCUGCUGCACCGUCCGCUCAGCGAUGGGCCCUCCUCCCUCAGCUCUGACAACAGCUCCAGUUGUUCCUGUGACUCCUGCUGCCCCUCCUCUCCAUGUAGCUCCUCCCUCUCAGCACCAGUCACCUAUGAGACAGACACAAGCCACGCCUCCACGCCUAGCGAGGCCACGCCCCUCACCCUCGAUGCCACCAUGGAGACCAUCACUGCCGCCGCUACCCGCUUGGAGGCAAAUGAGGCUCGACUUCCCGCUGAGAAAAUGGCCGCCGCAGUGGCUGUAGACAUUGAUGAUGCAGAUGCUGCUGGAGCUCAGGAACCCAUUGCCACGGACUCAUUUGUUCCCAACCAGACUGUUACUGUGGCGGUUGUUACCAGGGCGGCCUCUCCUCAGCCUCCAUCCUCACCUAGUCCUGAGUUGAUCCUUCCUGUCCGAACGACAUCUCCCACAAUGCAACAGUUGGACAAAGGACCAGGUACCCCGAUAGUCAGCACCUGUAGCUCAAGCACACUCCCUAGUCCCAGUGCUGUUGAUGCAGCUCCCCCCUCCAUCCAAAUAAUAAGCACUGAGGGUCCAGCAACCAUCCCUGCCCCCAAGACCACCUCAAUGUCAGGACCUGCUACCCCAACAGGUAGCGGUUCUCUCAGCCCUGAAGCUCCUGAAGCCCUAGAAACCCUUAAACUAACAAGAACUUGUGACACAGCCACUGUUCCUGGUAGCCCAACCUCAGCACCAUACCCAGAUGUUGGUCUCCCAACGUUGGACCCAAGUCUUAGCCUUGUGCCAGUUCUGGCACCUUCGAAGCAUACCCCAGAUCAAGAACCAGAAUCACUGCUCUCAACUCAUACCCAAGCUCCAGAUCCUGCACCUUUAGACCAGAUUCUGGUUCUGAACCCACAACCUCAAACCAUUGCAGAUUCCAUGAGUAACCUUAACCUAACUCCAAAACCUGAGCAUUCAGAUCUUACCCUAGAUGCAGCACUCACUUCACCCAUAUCAGCUCAGAACCUACAGCUGUCAUGUGGACCGGGUCUUGUCCACUUUCCUCCGAGUCCAGAGGCGGGCUCCUCACAACACUCAGGAUCUGUUGCUGUUCUUGUAUCUUGUCUAGAUUCACCUGCAGUUGCAGACCUUUCAGUUCCUUCUUUGGUCCAUUCUCAAUCAUCAGACCUUGUCCUUCCAUUGCCUUCAGAUGUCCAGACUGGUUUGACGUCUGGUUCUGGUUGUGCAUCAGGUCCUCUGUCCACCUCUACCCCAGUUCUCACCUUCUCAACACCUGUGUCCACGUCUGUCUUAUGCCCAGCCAUAAACAUAGAGUCUGGAUUUUCCCCUGCAGCCUUCUCCCCAUCCUCACCCCCAUCCCUUACCUCUUCUCCUUCCUCACCCUCCCUUCCGUCCCUGUCCUCCACCUCCCUCCCUGCACCAGCUUUACUCCUGGACCCCCUCACUGCUCUGCACCAGUCCGACAAAGGUGGAUCUUCUUCUGGCCAUGCGUCCUCCCUGUCACCCUCGCCUCGGGCUACCCAGUCCCCACCCAAACAGACUCUCUUCUCUCCUUGCGUGGAUGUCUUUGAACCAGGACCUCCCUGCUGGGAGGACGAAGACGAGGAGCAGGAGGAGAAGGACAAUGACGAGGAUGAAGAUGAGGACAUGGGAGCUGAUGAGAGCCAGUACCGACACCGGCGACUCACUGGCGACUCUGGGAUCGAGGUGUGCAGGUGUCGGGUGGAGGACGAGGAUGAGGAAGACGAGGGGGAAAGCAAGGAGGAAGGCAGGAUAGGAGGAGGAGGGGAGUGUGACAAAAAAGGGGGUGGAGACACUGAUCUCCAUGACAGCAUGGACUGUCCUGUGAGAGGUCAGAAGACUGCGGGGGAAGGACUUGCACUGUGUACCGCCACGCCAACAUCCGAAGACAGCAGCAAAGUCGUCAUUGUCAUGGAGACAGUGUGACGGACAUAAACGGUUGUAUCAAAACAUCCAGACAAGAGUUGAACACGAGGUGAAUGAUGGCGCUUCAAACUGAUUUUCUGUAACCACAGAAAUGACUGUGAUUGAGUCGGGUUGCAUUAAUACGCCUCCACAGGGAUCAGAUGGUUGAUGGGAUGAUGGUCAUCAGGAAGCAUUAUGACACGGUUCAGUCAAAGUGUUUAGGGAAUGUCAAGGAACAUUGGGACACAUAUUACAUCAGGAUGGAGAGUUGUCUAUUUAUGAAGAAUGUCUAAAACUCUACUGAAGGCUAUGAGCAGUUAGCAGCUUGUUCUGAAGCGUCGUCCGGGAAUAUUCUUGGUCAAAGUAAAUGUAGUAGAAGUCGGUCCUUUACAACCAAAAGCGCUUCUGUUCAGUCUCGUGUGAAUCUCCCAGAAUCUCUACAACGAAUCUUGCAGAACAACAGAUGCCCCAAAUAGAACGAGGCACAAUAAAUGUAGUAAAUGCUCUGUAUAGGACAUUAGGAGUUAAUUCAAUGUGUUGAAAUAAUUCUCGUUCAUACAUUUAAAAUUUGUUAUUUUCAAAGGUUUACAUUUAACAACAAAGGAGAGAUCAAAUGAAACGUAGGCUUCAGUGGUUGUAGUGUUUCGACCUACACUAGAGAGUAAAAGUCAGGAUAUUAUGGACCUUCAGACUGUGUUUGCAUCCAUAGCAGCUUCUGGAAACACAUUUCUGCAUUUCUUGGCAGCCAGGAGUUGUUGUUUAGUUUACAGAGACACCAAAAAUCCACCAGGUACAUUUAACCAAAGCUGCUGGUGGCUAGAAGCUUGCUAACUAGUCACAUUAGCAUGUUGAGUAGUGUUCCAGUUGGAUUUAAACAGCUGCACAUCUUGGUUGUACGUCUUUUUCUGUUCAUAUUAUGCCUUCGUUAGUUUUAGUGUUGUGUCUUCGAAUGGCACUUUUUUUAAAAUGCAAAUCUGACAAAUCAUCUCUAGUUUAUUGGUGUCUUCUUUCAUAUUUGGCUUCAAACCAAAACUUGCUCCCAGCAACUACAUCCCCGACAUUAAAGUCAGUAGAUGCUCAUCAAAAUGGAGUCGGUUGAAUGUUGGGAGUCUGUUGAGAUUAACAGUUGGUGCCAUUAGUCAGCAUGGAAGUAGUGCAGCUGUUUCAACAGAUAAAUGGGAAUAACACCGCAGCCAAUGCGAUGAACCCUCACGAGUCACAAACAUGGGAACCUUCUGUCCAAUUGUGACCCUUAAAGAAGUGACGCUUUCUCUCAUUCGUCAAACAACUCAGAACUUAAAAUAGUUUAACGUCUACCCGGAUACACCUCGCCUGUCUCGUGAUGACGAAGGUUUGGAAAAGCGUUGCGGACAGAUUGGCCGUUUUGGAAUCGAAGCAAGGCAGAUGUAGGAGGAUGAUUCACGCUGACUGACAGUGGGGAAGACUGAUGCAUUCAUGAAGGAGACGUUUUGACGGAGAAGUGGAAUUAGGUGGGUCGUUUUCAGAUUUCUGUCCCGGUUCGACUCACUCGGUGCGGAGGAUUUCAGGGCGGACGGAUCGGUCGGCUUCCUGCGCAGACAAAAAGCUCUGACAGGAAUAAAAGCAAAAACAAUGGGCACUUUUAGACGGAAACAAAGCGCCAAACAGAGUAGAGAUGGAAGACGUCAUCAUCCCCGUCUUUGCCUCUUUCUCUGAGAUGAAACAAUAAACAGCACAGAGCCAGUCUGAACAAUAAAACUCUGCCUUUUGUUUUGUGCAUCUCUCCAUUCAUAGACACCUCUCCUCCUCGUCAGAUUCACCCAACGAGUCAAGGCAGGGCUUUAAAAAUGAAACUGGGAUUUCCAUCGAGGUCGUUGUUGUAACAUAUUGAUGUUUCGUACGCUGUCAGCUCAGUAGGCGUGUCGAUAUUAAUAUUUUGUGACAGAAAGACAUGAAGGUAGAAUAUAUUUUGUCAAUGAUUUGUAUAGUACAUGCUGGUGUUUUUCAAAUCACCGUAGAAUCUGAAAUGAGUAAAGAGCAAUAUUUUUCAUCAGCAAGAGUCCGAAAAAACAAAAAAAACACAGCUUGAGAGAGGCUUGACAGUGAAGCAUUGUGGAGUAUCUGUGGUUCAAGCAAUUUCUGCACUCAGAAACUUUGGGACAAACCUUCUUGGAGGUUUUCACCCAGCACAAGCAGGAUUUCCAGCAAGCUUGACGGAGCUGUGGCAUCACAUUUGCGGAGGCCAAAACAAAACCCAACAUUCGGUCCACUUGUUAUCUCAUGUCAGAGAACCUGCUCCCACAAAGUGCACUUGUUUUCGUGGCUGGUAAUGUGAGCUGCACUGGAAAGUUUCACAAAUGUGCGGCGGGUUAGAAAAGUCACAAUCUUUAGUGGCAUUUAGCAGAUUGUACCGGCAGACGAUUGCUUGAACCAGAACCGUGAGAAUGUUCUGUCAUCGUCUCAGAGGGUAAAGACUUGGAGCAUCUUCUAUCAGUUGGAAAUUCUGGUUGACCCGAGUCUUAAACCCUGUGACCAUGCUGCAUUACAUCAUCAUUCUUGACAGAGGUACCCAUACGGAUGGACAAAGCUAAUUAUUCUGACAAAAGCAUCGUCCUGCCAUUAGAAGGACACGACAGAGCAGACCAUUCAAACCUCUUGGUACUCGAUUUGGAACCCGAGACGGGAUUUCGUGUGUGGUUGGACGUCUUUGAGGAGCUGGUAGAGGCUCCAGGACCUUCUCUGGAAAGCUCAAGGGUGACACAGAGCCAUCGAUGUUGUGGUUGAUGUUGUGGUUGAUGGUGUUUUUUGUUUACCUGAACUAAUAAGGUUAUAUAUCUUCAUGGUUGCAGAGUGCCAUUUUUACUUGACAACUGUUACUACUUUAGCAUUAGAUAGAGCCGUUCUUGCUCUGUGUGAAUGUGGACUUUUGAGCAGAGUGACUGAAAAAGUGUUGUCUGAAAUCUGUCUGUAGCUCAGGUUUCCAAAGGAUGUGUAGCCCUGAGAUCCACAACGUGUUGGGAGUAACGGGAAUCUCACCAGAAAUCUGCCUUUAGUAACUUCUAAACAGAUCAAUGAAGGCAUUCGUGAUCAGACAGGGAACCAAUGAUUUUAGUAACUGGUUGGAUCGUCUAAACCACUGAAGGUUCCGUCUGUUCUCUGGAGGCGUCAAAUCAGACCCAAAACCAAGUUCUAACAAAUACUUUGGCACAAAUUUGAGAAUUUCAUCUGUUUUCAGACCUGUGCACUUUUGUAAUUUGACUCUUAGAAGACAUCUUACACGUGAACCUAUUUUAAUGAUUCAAUAUCUCCAGAAAUAAAACUCCUGCAGUCAUGAAAUGUGGUGAAAACAGACAGAAUAGUUCAAUCAGAUCAGAAUGAUUAAAUAGAUCCAGCAGAAGACAGUUAUAAUUUAUUAGCCUUUGAAAAUUAAUGAAAGUGCAAAAUUUUCCAACAAAGAUGGUUCAGUAUGUCCAUAAAGUCCCUGUAGAUGUAUAUCUAUGGAUGGAUCCAUAUUUCUACUAAAAUACAGUCUUUGGUCGACAUUUCACCCACUUUUGAGGCUCUAACGUCAGUAGAAUCUGAUGUGUGGAAAGUUUGACCAGACAAGGUUCCAUUUUUUUGCUAUUUUGGAGUGAAAUCUGUCCAAAAUGAAUCAAAACCAUCCAAAUUAACGAAGGAGUUGUUCGAAAUAAGAUGAGAAUAGUCUAAAAUGACUCAAAAUUUGGCCAAAAAUGCUUAAAAAAUGUCUAAAAUUACUUAAAACUUGUUCAUAUUGAUUCAAAAGUGUCAAAAAAUGCCAGUAAUCAAGAUUUAUUGGCUCUUAAAAAUAGAAAAAAGUGCAAAAUUUUCAAACAAAUCUGGUAUUAUGUCACUGUAAAAUUCCCGUAAAUGUAUAUACAUGGAUGGAUCCACGUUUCUACUAAAAUACAGUCGUUAGUCAAGAUUUCACCAACCUUCGAGGCUCUGACGUCAGUAGAAUCUGAUGUGUGGAAAAUUUGACCAGACAAGGUUCAUUUUUUUGCUAUAUUGGAAUGAAAUUUGUCCAAAAUAACUCAAAACCAUCCAAAUUUACUAAAGACUUGUUCAAAAUAAGAUAAGGAUAGUCCAAAAUGACUCAAAAAUCAGCCAAAAAUGCUUAAAACUUACCAAACUUACCACAGACAAAGAAACUACACAAGCCAGCUCACCAAACUUGCUAGUGCUACAUGCUAAUGCUAACCGCUAAUUGCUAAAAUACUUCACCUACUCCAGCCAAGCCCACCAGAGACAGAGACUAUACAAGCAAACUUCAUCUAAGAUGCAAGCACCAAUUGCUAACUGCUCAUUGCUAAUGCUAUCUGAAAAGAAAAAACAAAGAGAAAGACACAGCCACUACCUUCCACCACAGACUUACCUGAGAUGACCGCAUGGUCCCAGAGAGACUCUAACAGGCCACUCCCCCACCUGAUCUACACUUCCUCUUCCUGGAUCUUUCCCCAUUGGGGGAGGGAAAAGAAGGCAAGGAAAGCAGAGUGAAGGAGUAAAAUAUAGGAAAAAAAUGUCCAAAAUGACUUCAAACUUGUCCGUAUUUCUCAUAAUUUAUUUAAAAUAACUCCAAACCCUUCCAGAAUGAUUAAAAGUCUACCCAAAAUUACAUGAAAUAUACCAAAAAUGUGUCCAAAAUUUCUUUAAAAUGGAAAGAAACAUGCAAAUGUUCAAUCCAGACUGGUAUUAUGUCUCCAUAAAGUUCCUGUAAGUGUGUAUAUAUAUAUAUAUAUAUAUAUAUAUAUAUAUAUAUAUAUAUAUAUAUAUAUAUAUAUAUAUAUAUAUAUAUAUAUCCAUCCAUAUAUAUAUAAACAUGUACAGGAACUUUAUUGGACACUAUACUAUCCUAGUUUGAAAAUUUUGCCCUUUCCUCCAUUUUCAUUGCCAAUAAUUAACCAGUAUUGUCAUUUUGGAUGGUUUUGAGUCUUUCUUGGCAAGUUUCCAGUUACUGUGAACAUUAUUCAUCACAUGUUGGACACAUCUUUAUACAUUAUGGAUAUAUGAGUCAUCUUUGGUUGAUUUAAAGUCUAAAUAUCUAAAAAAGAAAAACAAAAAAAACAAAACUGGAACCUUCUCUGGUCAGACUUUCCCCACAUCAGAUUCUGCUGAUGGUAGAGACUCAAAGGUUGAUGAAAUGUCGACUAAAGACUGUAUUUUAGUAGAAAUAUGGAUCCAUCCAUAUUUAUGCAUGGACUUUAUGGAGACACUAUACCAUGUUUGCUUUUUUUUUGCACUUUUAUCCAUUUUCAAGGACCAAUCAUUUCGAAAUAUUCUCUGCUGGGAGCAGUUUUGUCCACAUCCUCAUCAAAUUUCAUUACUGUCAGAGUUUUGAGUAUUUUUGGAGAUCCUUUAAAUGGAUUAAAAUAAGUUUUUUUUUAGGGUGAAGUUCUCAAUAUUCAGCUAAAAUAUUUUACAGAACUUAGUUUUGGACAAAAUAAAAAUCAAGUGAAACUUGAGACGGCGGAGGAACACUGCCGUCUACCUCCAUGGUUGUUGUCCUGGCAACUGUUAAAGGUACGUAGGUUGGAAAUAGCCAGUUUGUAAGGCCGGAGAUAUACUUGUGUUUUAACUACGCAUGCACGUCGAUGACCAGCUACGUCUUGAAUGUAACCGUUAACACAUUUGCCUUUUCACUGAAGGACUGGAGAUCACACAGUACAGGACACACAUGGCGACACGUGAGAAACUUUGUGAUGUUUUAUGCAUCAUUGAUUCUGUGAAUGAGCACAAACAAAUGCAGGACACACUAACGCAUGGUUAAAACCAAGUAUAUCUCCUGCUGUAGCUUCAGCGAGGCGCCAGCGUUGGUUGGACUUGGACCUGAUGGUCAGGAUGUUGUGUUGAUGUGAGGUGUUCUGGUGGCGAAGUCUUCAAGGCGUGAUAAGGGCUGGAUAACCUUUGGAAACUGUUGUCUUUCUGUCUUUUUGUUGAGAUGUUUAAUCCGAACGUGUUUUUGAACAACUCCGACUGGAUUCACAUUCAGAAGUUUAGCUUCAACCCAAAGCUGAUCGAUCCCAGAGUAGUGAUCAGUUCCACUAUUCUAUAGUGGUAGUGAUGGCAGACAUUUACAGAAAGAGUCGAUCCACUCACCAUCUAAUUGAACUAAAAACACUGGUGACCAUCUGAAAGGGUGACUGAACUUCAUCAGGACAGUUUCAGUUUAACCACAGAUUGACGAAGUUCCCGUCACCUUCAAGAAAGUUUCAGAUUUCUUGCAAACAGUUGUAGUUAAACUUCGGAAUCAUUGCCGCAAGUUUGCAGCAAUUCGUAUUUCCAAAUACAAAUUCUAUGUGUAGCAAACCUGCAGUGGGUUUAGUUGUGACUUUGUGUAAAUGUUUGAUGAUUAGCUCCUUUGUCCUUUAGACUUGGCUUGAUUCAGUCACAUCUCCACAGCCUUCCUGUUGAGAGGCGACACUGCAAACCAAUGAGGAAGUAGCACAAAAAUCAACCUCGAAAUAUGUCCAAUUUGGAUACAACAAUAUGACUUUGUCUGAGAGCGUACAAGAGUCAACUGGACGUCUCUUUUAGGUUCUUCAAGACGUUUCACCUUCAUCCAAGAGGUUUCUUUGGUUCACAGCAACUAAAGCAUCUGAAACUCAGUCAACUAGAGGUGAAGAAGCCUCUUGGAUGAAGGUGAAACAUCUUCAGGAACCUAAAAGAGACAUCCAGGUUGUUUUCUACCAAAGCUCCCAGGAUCACCGUGACCUGGAGAAUCUACUCAGAUGUGCUUCAAUCAGUCAGUUUCCAGGUUGAUUUCCUGUCUAACCUUGAUCCUUAUUGCUCGUUCUCCUGUAUCGCUCCACAGUUUCUAUCUACUUCUAAGAAAGAAAAGACAAUAUGACCUUUGCUGCAGAUUUGUGGGAAAACUACCAAAGUUUGACUACAACUGUCUUCCAGAAGAUGACAAACUAGUAGCAUAUUUAUUACUAGAAGUUUACUAGAAGUUUAGCACCACUAGCUAACUGUUGUCACAAACCGUCAGUGGUAGGAAACUUCUCAUUAUCGCCAGAUUGUUGCUGAAGGUUUGCAUCUGGUGGUAGUUUUCUUUCUGUAAUGUUUUUGCUGCUAGUCGACCUCUAGUUUGUCUCAAAUUUCUACUUUUGUAAAACACCGUAAGCAUAAAUCCACCGUGAGAUUCUACCGGAGGAACUGAAGGACUCUUAGUUGUUCUGUGGGUCCUCACUCAUGCAGUUAGAACGUCUUAUUUAAAUUAUCUUUGACCCCGAAAGUCCAUUCAAACUCAGAUUUUUAAUCAGCGUUUUCUCAUUGGAAGCAGCUCCACCUGUGGUUUAUUUACUUUACUAAGAUGUUGUUUCCGCUGUAGGAGUCUGUCCUGUCGACUCGAUGUUUUUCUCCUCCUCCUGGUUUGCAUGAGGUUUCUGUUGGAGGAGUCAGAGGAAGCAGAGAUCGGUCAUUAAAAUCCUGAUGCUAAUUAUUGGUAUUACUAAAUUAAUAGCUAGUGUGUGUGUGUUUGGAUGUAUGUGUGUGUGACCUAACUAAACCAGCCUGUUCUAAAAGUGUGUGAAACUAUACUGAAUAAAACUGUCAAAUCUCAAA